Molecule: messenger RNA, 2011 nt
Organism: Toxorhynchites rutilus septentrionalis
Lineage: Eukaryota; Metazoa; Arthropoda; Insecta; Diptera; Culicidae
Exons: 5
Coding region: 406-1743 (445 amino acids)
Source: RefSeq, a predicted model, not a curated record
CAGAUCUUCAUAAGGCCAUAAAAUUUCCAUAAUAAAAGAAAAACUGAAAAGGUGUCGUCACAGAGUUUCACCCCACGCCACAUUCAGACACAUUCACUCACGAAACCGUUCCGUGCGAACGUGCGAUUAUUGUUUAUUUAUUUUUUGCGUUAUCAUCCAUACGUUAUCUCGUGGAACUCUUUACCGAUACAAUUUCACGGCGGUCAUGUUACUCGCCAUCCUACAGUACACUCGGCGGCAUGAAGGUAGGAGUUAGUGUACUAUCAAUUGUAAUGAGAUCCACAAUCAAGCAAUACUCAUCCGUGUGUUCGGUCGUGUUCUGGUGAAAUGUGGACAGUAAUUUUGCAGAAAUUCAUAUAAAGUGCUGCGGUCGUGUGACAUUAAAUGCAAAUGAAAUGAUGCAGAAUGGGCGGAAAUGUUGUGCAUUGGUUCCUGGCGGUGAUGUGCAUCUUCCGCGUGGCUGCAGCGAAUGAUUUAUCCGAGUUUCGCGAUCCGGAAACAUUGGUCAGUUGUUUCCACGACUCGGCCCCUCGAUUUGGGAAAAGAAUUUGCGACUGUGGAUACCGAAAUCAAGCAUAUUUCAUACCAAAGUUCGAAGGAAGCACCACAGAGAUCGAAAUAGCCAACUGUAAAUCACUGCGGAUUCCUAGAGGCGCAUUUUCGAAUCUAUUCCAGUUGACUAAGCUGACGAUUGUGAAUGUGGAAAGUCUAGCGCUGGAAUCAAAUUCGAUGGAUUUCACCCGUAAUGAUCCUUCGGCGCGACUGAGAAUCACGUUUAUCAAUAAUUUGAUCGAGGAAGUACCAUCGCAUGUAAUGAGUGGGCCUAUAGCCGAGGUAUCCUUCACACGAUGUCGCAUCGGAUCCUUCCAACCAUACAGUAUUACAAAUAUCUACGAGCAGAUGGAGAAUUUCAACAUUGUCGAAUGUUUCGUCAAUAGACUGGAACGCCAUGCAUUCAAACGAUUCGAUAUUAGUCAAAUUACCAUUGAAGGCAGUGAAUUUGUUUCGCCGAUUCCUUCCCAGAGCUUCUACGAAGUCGAUGUGCUAAACCGUUUUGUAAUAGUCAACAGUACAUUUCACGUACUGUUACCGAGCGCUUUCACAAUGAAAAAUGUCACCAGUCUGGUUAUAAGUAACAGUGAGUUUAAGAAUAUAGGAGGAGAAUCAUUGCACAUGCAAAUUCGAAACAAUAUUCGAAUCACAGGAAACUAUUUCAACAUCGUCAAUGACUUGACUUUUCAAGGAAUAACUCUGGACAGCUCGUAUUACACCAGACACUCGGAGAAACCUGCGCUUCUGUUCCAUAACAACCGAAUGGGUCGCUUGGAGGGAACCAAAUCUUUGUAUUUUUCCGGCGAGUUUACCGUACAGUUGCGAGCAGUUUUCAUCGAGCACAGUAUUAGUUGCGAUGAGGUGAUCGCCUUGAAGCAGUCAAGUAUAUUUUCGAGUUACGCUGAUGAAAUAUAUUUCGAUCUGUCCGAUCGGCAGCGCGAUUUUCGAUCACUGAGCGACAUUCGUAACGUUCAGUGCGCGGAAAGUCGGUUUUGGUUAUACUUGAUAGUGGGCUUAACAGUGACGUUCAUUAUCAUAACGUUAAUAGUCUUGCUCAUAUCGUUGUACUGUGUGCGAAAGAGAAGAAAGCUGCGUAAACUGGACGUUGUGAUGCCUGAGCCACGAACAUAUCGUGAAACUCAAAUAAUAAUGCAGAUAGAGAAUCAUGGGCUGUUGAAAACCGACCUAUAAGUAUACUAAUUAACGAAAUUAUUGUAAAAUGUUCCUAUGUUCCUGCUUCUGAAUUGUGAUGAUAUAAUUAUUAAGAGACGCGUUUAUUUAUUCUAAAAAAUGCAAUACGUUGAAUGGUUCCAUCUGGAAAUGGUGUUAGAACAUGCAAAACUAUGAUGACAAUUAUUCCACAAUUUGGUUUAUGAUCCGCGUACAAUUACGCGAACUUGAAUUCAUCUUUUUUCUUAGCCUGUUUAGGACUUGUAGUUACCUGCGAACACGGGGGAUU